CUCUCCCGUUUAUAGGACGCGUCGUGGUAGCGGCAGGGCGACUGCCUCAAUAUAAUUACAUUACAUAGCACGCACACCCUUCUCCAUAAUAACCCGUUCCUUCUUACAUUCUCCUUUCUUACAUCUUCCACCAUUUCAGCGAUUAACCUUCUCCGCAGGCCACCAGGCGCCAUGUCAGCUUCAAUACCAACUAGUAGUUCAUCUACCUUCCUCCCACUUCCCCCGGCUAAGGAUAUACCUGUCACCUUUACGGCGAGCUUGAAGAGCUGGUGGGCUGCUGGUGACAAGCAGGGUACUGCAUCCGAGGAGCGGCUACUCAGGCGGCUUCCAUUCUUCCAGCCAGAGAAAAUGGCUUCCUCAACGAACGACAGUCCCGUUAUCGCGCACAGGGAGCGUGUGCAGCUCGCGGCACCAAAGCACUUCCUAAAUACCUUAUCAAUCAAGUCCACCAAUCCGUCACCGACUGCGCCACCCCCCGCCGUCGUCCUUCAUGGCUACGGUGCAGGUCUCGGUUUCUUCUUUCGUAAUUUCCCUGCACUCGCACAAUGGGCAGGGCACCGCGGCACCGACGUAUUUGCUGUGGACUGGCUGGGCAUGGGCCGCUCCGCCCGCGUACCUUUCACCAUCAAAGCAAAGCGUGAUGACAUCUCUGGGCGUGUGAACGAAGCCGAGUCCUUCUUCGUUGACUCGCUAGAGGAGUGGCGAGCUAAGAUGGGCCUCGAGAAGAUGACGCUGAUCGCACACUCGCUUGGCGCUUAUUUCAGUGUUGCCUACGCACUGCGGUACCCCACUCGCGUGCACAAGCUCAUUCUCCUCUCCCCUGCUGGCGUUCCUCAUGAUCCGAAUAACCUCACCAUGCCUUCGCGCGAACUAACUGAUGAAGGUGACUCAGGAAGCAUGACAUCGGCGACUCAUUCUGCGGUCGCUGCAUCCACUGGGGGUGUUAAACGUAUACGAGAAGAGCAGAAGGCCAUCAAGGAGAAGGAGAGCCGGUCAAGAAGGCUCCUCACAUACCUAUGGGAGGAGGGUUGGAGUCCCUUCCAGGUUGUACGAUCGACCCUUUUCUGGAGUCCCAUGCUCGUAGGAAAGUAUUCAAGCCGCCGUUUCUCCGGUUUGACAGAAGAUGAAACACGCGAUAUGCAUGAUUACAUCUUGAAUAUCACACUUGCUAAGGGUUCGGGAGAGUAUUGCAUAUCUCAUAUCCUUGCCCCCUAUGCUCACGCUCGUAUGCCGCUUGUUGACAGAAUAGCCGCGCUCAAAUUACCAAUAACUUUCAUUUACGGCGAACAUGAUUGGAUGGACCCACAAGGCGGGCUGCAGUCUCUCGAAAAUUUGCGCAAAGCCGGUAAUCAUCGAAGCAGGAUGUACAAUAUACCAUAUGCUGGUCACCACGUAUACCUGGAUAAUCCCACGGCUGUGAACGAGCUCCUCGUCGCCGAGCUUGACGAUGCCGGGGAGCAGUUGUAUCUCUUCGCCGCCUCACGGUCAUGAUAAAUUAAUUACUCGCCACGGUUUGCUUAAUGUCCACCCAAAGACGAUUGUUCAUCUUAGUCUGUAGAUUUUCACGCAUACACCUUUUUGUAUAGAUUUUGUGUACUAGAGGUCGUGUUUGAGCACCACAAAUUACAACAGUUGAAGGCAGGGUGCGCAUAUGAAUAUUAUAUUUGGCUAUCUACGCGUGUCUAAA
Messenger RNA from Suillus clintonianus, 1687 nucleotides. RefSeq names its product Alpha/Beta hydrolase protein. NCBI's taxonomy places the organism in Eukaryota, Fungi, Basidiomycota, Agaricomycetes, Boletales, Suillaceae. Gene Ontology annotation, biological process: cardiolipin acyl-chain remodeling. Gene Ontology annotation, cellular component: mitochondrial inner membrane. The record is from RefSeq and is a predicted model, not a curated record. Gene Ontology annotation, molecular function: A2-type glycerophospholipase activity. The coding region runs from base 172 to 1491 and encodes 439 amino acids. The transcript is spliced from 7 exons.